AUGGCCAGGGCAGAUAAGUCGGAAAAGCCAAAGGAGGCAGCUGAGAAGUGCCUCGGGGAGUUGCUAAAGGUCCACUUUCGGAGCUACUGCGAAAAGUCCACCAUUCACUGCGUUCGCUACCUCUACGAUUCACACCUGCAUAAUUUGGAGAGAAUCAUCUGGUGCGUGCUGCUUAUCAUCAGCAUCGCACUGUCCUACUUUUUCUACCUCCUGCUCUCCGAGCGAUUCGUUUCCCAGAAGCUGCAGACGGUGGUCCACGAUCCGCAGUACCCCGUAUUUCUGGUGCCAUUUCCGGCCGUGGGAAUCUGCACGGACAACCGCAUCAACUGGCAGAAGCUGGAGGCGGCCAAGGAGCAGUUCCUGCCGGUGAAUGCCAGCGUGGAAUUGGUCGAAAGUUUUACCGACCUGGUUUCCCGCCUGGAAACCCUGCGCUUUGGCAGCUACCUUUCGAGCUUGGCCCAGCUGGAGGACGAUAAUCUGGAGGCGGUGUCGUUUGUAAACCUAACUGAGCUGGCCCUUUUUCUGACGCUUAGAUGCGAGGAUAUUAUGGUACAGAAAUCAUGCCUGUGGCGCAGUUCCGCCUUCGAUUGCUGCGAGUACUUCGUGUUGGAGAAGACGGAGUUUGGAUUUUGUUUGGUUUUCAAUUCGGAGAUUUCGCCACGCUCCAAGGCAAUUAAACAGAGGGAGGGUCGUAACUUCUAUCCGAGGCACAAUGCGAAAGCAGGACAAAGUACGGGCUUGAAUUUUGACUUACUCUUAAACGAGAGCUUCAGGCGACCCGAUUCGCAGGCGAAUAAUAAUGUCUACGUAAUGAUUAAAAAGACCGACCAACUGAACAAUGUCGUGUACUCGAUGACCCAAAACACGGAGACCUACGUGACCGUCCGUCCGGAUCUCACUUGGACGGACAAUACCACGCGCAGCAUUCCGCCGGAGCGCAGGAACUGCCUCUUUGCGGACGAGCAGGGCGAGCUGGACUCCAGUGACUCGGCCAAGAAGUUCGGGAAACCCUUUCAGCUUACCAACUGCCUCAACAGAUGCCACGAGUCCUACUUGAUCCAGUUCUGCAACUGCUCCUUGCCCAUUUUCUUCCUGAAUAACAAAAGGGUUCCUGAAUGCGAUGCAGUCAGCUUGCGUUGCCUGGCUCGUCACAAUGACAUUUUCAGCUACGACAAGCGAAGGGACGAGGAUGCCCUGUUCAGUGCCACCAAGCUGGGCAUGACCUGUUCCUGUUUGGUGGACUGCUACCUGCUCGACUACUACACAGCCACCACCACGCUGCCUUUGUCAGCCUUCAAACUACCCAAAGAUCCGCAGCUGACGCUCUUCAGGGUGGAUGUGCACUACCAAGUGGAGACCACACCUUUGUACCGCACCAGCCUGGAGUUUACCAUCAUCGAUUUGAUUGCCAAUCUGGGUGGAAUCUUUGGACUCUGCUUGGGGGCUUCUAUGGUGAGUGCCUUCGAACUGAUUUACUACCUCACUGUGGGACUUGCAGUGCAUCUAUAUGACAACCAGUACUAUGGGGUCUUAAUGAAGCACCUGAAGGUUAAGUGGGCCAGUUUCCGGGGCUACCUCAGGAACGAAGUCAGUCAUCUGGCAGAGAUUCCUGCUGUCCACAAGGAUGCCAAUGAAAGCCAAUUCAGGCAUCCGUUUAAGUACAGAAAAAAUGCGUGGUAAUGAUGGUUUCUGCUCGA
Messenger RNA from Drosophila santomea, 1697 nucleotides. Its product is annotated as pickpocket protein 19. Gene Ontology annotation, molecular function: ligand-gated sodium channel activity. Gene Ontology annotation, cellular component: membrane. The record is from RefSeq and is a predicted model, not a curated record. The transcript has 7 exons. NCBI's taxonomy places the organism in Eukaryota, Metazoa, Arthropoda, Insecta, Diptera, Drosophilidae. Bases 1 to 1680 code for a protein of 559 amino acids. Gene Ontology annotation, biological process: sodium ion transmembrane transport.